AUGCCCGUCUCAAUUCUCCCUCCCAGCGCACCACUGCCACCCCGCCGCGAUGCGCCAGCAGACGACUCCGACAUGGACAUGUCCGACGACGACAUGCCAACCUCUCAAACAAACGCCAUAGUCACACCCGGCGAGCACAUCACCAGCGAUCCGCAAUGGAUGCGCGGCCACGGCACAUACAUCCCCGCCGGCGAAACAACCAUCAUCUCGACAGUCGCAGGUCACAUGCACAAGACGAACAAGCUGCUUUCCGUCCAACCGCUGCGCGCACGCUACCAGCCCGAGAUCGGGGACUUAGUCGUCGGCCGCAUCGUCAGCGUGCAGACGAAGAAAUGGAGCGUCGACAUUGCCGCACCGAUGCUCGCAGGCCUCCCACUCAGCAGCAUAAACCUGCCCGGCGGCAUCUUGCGCCGCCGCACUGCCGUCGACGAGCUCAACAUCCGCACGUUCUUCUCCGAGGGCGACUUGCUCGUCGCCGAAGUUCAGUCGCUACACCAGGACAACACGGCUUCAUUACACACGCGCUCGCUUAAGUACGGGAAACUGCGCAACGGACUGUUCACCAGUCUUAGCGGUGCCGGCGGGGGCAUAUUAUCGCGCCGAGGCGGCGUCGUCAGGAGCCGGCGGCAAGUCUUCACACUCAACACUGCGGCGGGCGAAAUUGACGUUGUGCUGGGCGUCAACGGGUACAUAUUUAUCUCGAAACACAUCAAGCCCGCGGAGGAUGUUAGUAUCAACCGCCUGGACGAAGGCGUCAGCGAAACGCUCUACUCAAGCCAAAACGACGACAUCGAGCCCGCGGUGAUGCGCGAAAUCACGCGCGUCAGCUCCCUGAUCAAGGGCUUGGUGGCGUGCGGCAUGCGCGUCGACGAAGACAUGAUUGUCAAAGUCUACGAGGGCGCCGUCGAGAUGGAGGCUGAGGAGCGCAGUCUCGGCGCCGUGGAUAAGGGUGUCGGCGCCAAGGGGGUUGUCGAGGCGGUGUUGGGUAGGCUAGAGGUCGAGGCGGGGGGCUGA
Messenger RNA from Parastagonospora nodorum SN15, 1014 nucleotides. RefSeq lists its product as hypothetical. Gene Ontology annotation, molecular function: RNA binding. The transcript has a single exon. NCBI's taxonomy places the organism in Eukaryota, Fungi, Ascomycota, Dothideomycetes, Pleosporales, Phaeosphaeriaceae. The record is from RefSeq and is a predicted model, not a curated record. Gene Ontology annotation, cellular component: nuclear exosome (RNase complex); cytoplasmic exosome (RNase complex). Gene Ontology annotation, biological process: nuclear polyadenylation-dependent rRNA catabolic process; U4 snRNA 3'-end processing; TRAMP-dependent tRNA surveillance pathway. Bases 1 to 1014 code for a protein of 337 amino acids.